Myotis lucifugus (little brown bat) is the source of this 1548-nucleotide messenger RNA. It is a transcript of the gene CTRC, whose product is annotated as chymotrypsin C. The transcript is spliced from 7 exons. Gene Ontology annotation, biological process: proteolysis. Lineage: Eukaryota; Metazoa; Chordata; Mammalia; Chiroptera; Vespertilionidae. Bases 267 to 1214 code for a protein of 315 amino acids. Gene Ontology annotation, molecular function: serine-type endopeptidase activity. The record is from RefSeq and is a predicted model, not a curated record.
AGUAGGUGCUCAGUAAAUAAAAGCUAAAAGAAUGAGUUAGGGAGAGAGACACACUCCCAGCAGAGGUGGUGGGGGCCCCCCAAACCUGCACACCUCAGGAUUUGCUCUCUCCGUUACUUGGGGAAAUCGUGCCUCGAGCCAGCCCUAUCUCCUGCCCAAAUUAAACAGUAACCAGCCAAGGUCAGGGAAAGGGCCUUGUAGGAGCAGGUUUCCUUCCAAGAGGUGGCUCAGCCUGGACGGGUGGGCUCACCCGCUGCUGCCUAUAAAUGCGCCCUUCCCGCCUGGACCGGCCACUCGCUCCUGAGCACACAAACAUGCUGGGCUUCACCGUCCUCGCCGCGCUCCUGGCCUACGCCUCCAGCUGCGGGGUCCCCACCUUCCAGCCCAACCUAGCAACCCGGGUGGUGGGAGGAGACAAUGCCGUGCCCCACAGCUGGCCCUGGCAGAUCUCCCUCCAGUACCUGAAGGACAACACAUGGAGGCACACAUGCGGUGGCACCUUGAUCUCCAGCAACUUCGUCCUCACGGCUGCCCACUGCAUCAGCAAAUCCAAGACCUACCGUGUGGGCCUGGGGAAGAACAACCUGGCGGUGGACGACGAGCCAGGCUCCCUGUUCGUGGAUGUGGACACCAUCUUUGUCCACGAGAAGUGGAACUCCUUCCUGGUGCGCAAUGACAUCGCCCUCAUCAAGCUGGCGGAACCUGUGGAGCUGAGUGACACCAUCCAGGUGGCGUGCCUGCCAGCGGAGGGCGCCAUGCUGUCUCGGGACUAUCCCUGCUACGUCACCGGCUGGGGCCGCCUCUGGACCAAUGGCCCCAUCGCCGAGGAGCUGCAGCAGGGUCUGCAGCCCGUGGUGGAUCACGCCACCUGCACCCAGAGCGACUGGUGGGGCGCCAUGGUGAAGGACACCAUGGUGUGCGCCGGCGGUGACGGCGUCACCUCAGCCUGCAACGGGGACUCCGGCGGCCCACUGAACUGCCAGGCCGAGAACGGCGCCUGGGAGGUGCGGGGCAUCGUGAGCUUCGGCUCCGGCCUGGGCUGCAACACCCACAAGAAGCCCGCCGUCUACACCCGCGUGUCCGCCUACAUCGACUGGAUCAACCAGGUGCGUGCCUGCCUCCCGGCCUCCUUCCUGCAGGCGCCAGCCCCGCACUCGCCCUCACGCCCCCAUUCCUUACCAACUCAGUCAUUCAUUCACUCCUUCCUUGGCUGAUUCCAUCAUUCAUUCGCGUGCUUGUUCCCAUAUGCACCAUUCAUACACUCACUCACUCACUCAAUCAGGAAGUACUGAGUGCGUGCUGUGCACAGCCUCGAGUCAGGUGCAGUGGAGGACACGGUCAUUGCCAUUCUCCCUUUGCUUCAGCAAAUACUCAGGUCCUGAUCCCAGGCACCACCCCAGUCCCCCCAAAGAGAAACGUGGCCCCAGGAGAGCGGGGCUCAGCAGAUGGGGGGGGCAGCAUGGCCGGCCACAUAGACCUUGAGGACAGGGGAGCAGAGGGUCACUCGGACUGCAGCUUUCACGCGGGGGGGGGGGGGCGGAGGGGGGG